UACAUUUGUCUGAGGUGUGCGGUUUGUAUUUGAUAUGAAUGAGGGGUGUUACUUAGGGGCAGGUCAUUGAAGUGUGAAGACCCCUUAUAUUUUAACAAAGCGUUUAUUGUUUAUUGUAUAGAAUUACAUUGCGUCAGCGUGUUCUAUGACGGAAGUUUUUUUCCCGGCGUUGUUUUUGUAAGGCGUGAGUCCUUGUGGCGUUCCUUGCAAAAGCGAAAAGUCCACAUUUCCACCCGCUGUGUAACAUUCUGAAAGGGGCAGUCACUGGGGAGCCGGCUCAGAGACAGUGAGGUCCUUGUGUUCAACGCUGCGUCAACAGGAAGAGAAGCAGGACUUCCAGUAACCUGGGAACCAUCAGCAAAAUGAAACGACGCCAUCAUUAAGACAGUCAGAUGAUGAGGGUUUUUAUGCCACUGUUUGAGGAAAAAGUAUUCAUCCAUCGUCUUUCAAAAUUUACAUGAAUCCUGCAAAAUGGGCACACCACAGUGGACAGGUAUUCCUUAUCACCAUCGCGGCCUAUCUGUUCAACCCUUUCUUCAGCGGGCUCUACAAGAACCCGCUCCGGGAGUGAGAGCAACACAGGGAAAACAGGAGCUACAGACUUCAAUCUGCGCAAGGGGAUCGCAAGCAUGGCAAGCCCGGACGAGCUGCUGGAAGCGGUGGACCUGCACUGCUACUCCAAUAACCGAGCCCACCACACUGAUGAGGUGGACACUGAGAGGCUGGUGCUGCGCAGGGGCCAGCCCUUCACCCUCACUGUGAAGUGCAGGACCCAGCCGCUGCAGCACCUCAUCGAGCAGCUGACCCUCGUCCUCCACGUCGGGAAGGAUAGCGGGACAGGAAUCAAAGUGAGCGGCUCUGAAGCCAGGUCUGAUAAGUGGAGGCUGAGUGUGCAGCCAGCGCAGAGAGAGCUCCUGGUGACGGUGAGCAGCCCUGCCAGUGCACCUAUAGGCCUGUACAGGAUGGACGUAGUGCUGCACUCCCAGGGGGGGCAGGUACUACAGCAGAUCCCAGCAGGACACUUCUACCUUCUCUUCAACCCCUGGUGCAAAGAUGAUCCAGUGUUCCUGCCGGACGAGGAGAUGCUGCAGGAGUAUAUCCUGAACGAAACGGGGCUACUCUACCAGGGAUCCUGGGAGAACAUCCACGCAGUGCCCUGGAAUUUCGGACAAUUUGAGAGGGACAUUGUGGACGUGUGCUUUGAAAUCCUGGAUAACAGUCUGUCAGCGCUGAAGGACCCUGGAGCUGAUUCUCUGCAGAGGAGCGAUCCUGUUUAUGUCAGCAGAGUGGUGACCGCAAUGAUCAAUGCGAAUGAUGACAAGGGCGUGCUGCUGGGGCGCUGGAGCGGGGAUUACUCUGGGGGCACCUCCCCGACCCGCUGGACUGGCAGCGUGCCUGUCCUGCGCCAGUGGAGUCGGAGCGGGGGGGAGAGGGUUCGAUACGGGCAGUGCUGGGUCUUCACUGGGGUCGCCUGCACAGUAUUGAGGUGCCUGGGCAUCCCCACUCGAUGCAUUACUAACUACUCCUCCGCUCACGACACUGAUGGCAACCUCCAAGUGGACCGGUACUACAGCGAGACCCUUGAGUCUCUGCCAGACAAGAGGAACGACAUGAUCUGGAAUUAUCACUGCUGGGUGGAAUCGUGGAUGGCUCGUCGAGACCUCCCUGCUGGCUUCGAUGGCUGGCAGGUGCUGGACCCCACCCCCCAGGAGAGGAGCGAUGGUAUAUACUGUUGUGGCCCGUGUCCUGUGAAAGCUAUUAAAGAAGGCAACAUUGACCUCAAGUACGACGCCUCGUUCAUCUUCGCUGAGGUGAAUGCAGACCUCGUGUGCUGGAUUGUGGACAAGAAGGGCAGCUGCUCCCAGACUGCUCUGCAGUGCCACCAAGUGGGCAGGAGUAUCAGUACAAAGAGCGUGCAUGGAGACAAGAGGGAGGACGUCACGCAGCACUACAAAUAUCCUGAAGGCUCUGCCAUGGAGAGAGAAGUGUACGCGAAGGCUGGGCUGAAAAACUCUGUCUUGAAUUCCAUAGAGAAGAGUCUGCAGAUCGGUAUCAAACACGUGCAGGCAGUCAACGGCAGCGACUUCGACAUCUACGUGGAAGUGUCCAAUAAGAGCUUCGAGGACAAAGACAUCGGGCUGACGAUCGUAGCGAAGACCGUCACUUACAACGGCAUCCAGCUGCAGGAGUGCCACAGGAAGACCUCCGCGUUCUCAGUGAAGGCGUCUAACGCUAAGAAGGAAGUGCUGAGACUGAAGUAUGAACAUUAUGGGCAGCAUCUCUCUGAGCACCACCUGAUCAGGAUCACAGCCCUGCUGGAACAGAAAGGGAGGGGCGAGGUGAUCCUGCACGAGCGCAACAUCUCUCUCAGCACCCCACAGCUGGCUGUCAAGAUCAUUGGCGAGCCUGUGGUGUCUCGGAAACUCACGGCACAAAUCACGUUUGUGAACCCCUUGCCCAUUACACUGAGCGAAGGGGUUUUCACCAUUGAAGGCGCUGGAUUGACAGACAUGCAGGAGAUUCAAUCCCCAAAAGAGAUCAAACCGGGUCAGGAAGUGACCGUGAGCGUUUCAUUCAAGCCAACCAAACCCGGACUGCGCAAACUACUGGUGGACUUUGACACCAACAAGCUGAGAGACGUCAAAGGUUGUGCCAGCGUUAUUGUGCGUGGCAAGAAUAUGUAAAGCAGCAGCACCCGCGUUGCAAAAACAGGGCACAAAGUAUGAAAAAAUAUACCGACUAAUAUAUCAACUAAUGCAUAAAGCUCACUGAUUUACCUGGGGGUUGUUUUACUCUUGAGACUGAAGUCUCUCUCUGUUGCACAGGGCAGGGGCAGCACAAGCAAAUGUGCUCAACUGUGUGAUGGGUUUGUGAUCUGGCCUAUAGUAGACUGGGCCCCAGGUCAUACAUCUGGAAACCAAGCAGUAUGUAAAGGUGAAAGCCUUGAGCGUGCUGUCCCUAUCGCUUCACGUCAUUUCAUUAUCUUACUGACUAACCUAAACUAGGCUGAACUGCACAAUCUAUUCACUGAUGCUAAUCCUUAGUUACCUCAGUUUGCAAACUACAGCAGUUAGAAAUCUGUAACGUAUGUAAACCAGGGCAUAAGCGUGCUUUGUGUUGUUCCCAUAACAACCACAUGUUUACAGCAUUUAAACACGAGAGCGUUUCUAAAGCAACCCUGAUUAUAGUCACAGCCACUUUUAUACUCACUGUAUGAUCACAUCCAAUACUGUCAGCCCCUCAAUACUGUAUGUUCAUGUAUUGUGCAUGUAGUGUGUAUAGUAUGCCUAGUUAUGAAUAUGAAUUAUUAUAUUAAAGUGUGAAUGUUGCCCUUUGCUGUUGUUGUGUUUGUGAUUUGGCAUGCUGUUUAACGGGACGGGUCGAAGACAUGAGAAUUCUGCAUGUCUGCAGGUAAGGAUUGCCUAAAGAUGUUUUAGAUUAACACAGACGUUCUCUCUAAAACAAGCAUCGUUCUCGUAGAUGGUUAUGAAUGGGAUUUUACUUACUGAUUAGAGGCAAAUGUUGUCAUUUCACUUCUUUCUUAUAUUAUUGUAUUUAUAAAGGAAUGUAAUAUUUUGCACAUGUCCAGUUAACGGUGCAUUAAACAUUGAAGGGUUUCACUGUUAUAUACAGCUAGAUCUCUCUGCAGGCGUUUCUUAGUCUAAGAAAGGCAGGAUGAUGUGACAGUAAUUUAAAGUACUGUACACAAUUUGGAUACAAAGAUCAACAAGAAUGACUCAGAAAACCAAUGUUUGCUAAUAUU
Acipenser ruthenus (sterlet) is the source of this 3763-nucleotide messenger RNA. It is a transcript of the gene tgm2l, whose product is annotated as transglutaminase 2, like. Gene Ontology annotation, molecular function: protein-glutamine gamma-glutamyltransferase activity. The record is from RefSeq and is a predicted model, not a curated record. The transcript is spliced from 15 exons. Gene Ontology annotation, biological process: peptide cross-linking. The coding region runs from base 630 to 2684 and encodes 684 amino acids. Lineage: Eukaryota; Metazoa; Chordata; Actinopteri; Acipenseriformes; Acipenseridae.